Paramecium tetraurelia is the source of this 606-nucleotide messenger RNA. RefSeq lists its product as uncharacterized. The transcript has a single exon. NCBI's taxonomy places the organism in Eukaryota, Ciliophora, Oligohymenophorea, Peniculida, Parameciidae. The record is from RefSeq and is a predicted model, not a curated record.
AUGUUAGGAUAUUCUUUCGAGUAUUAUUUCAAAGGAUGUUGUAUAAAUCAAACAUAUUAUCUACUUAAAUCAGGUAAGGAAGACUUCCGAAGUGGUGUAGUGGAAAUUUAAAGUACUAUAGAAAACAUAGAUGGAUAAAAAAAGAUUUCUAUUUUUAGAAUGAUGAUGAUUAUAUUUACUUUGUAGCACUAAAGUAGGCAAAAUACAACAAGGAAAAUAGAUUUCUAUAAUUUAUGUUUUAAGUAACAAGAAUACUUAAUGUUUUGGAUUGAAUUCACUAUGAAAAAUAAUGAGUAUAAUUCAUUCAUCUUAGAGAAUAGGAUAUUAUUUAUAUAUGUUAUUAGUUCAUCCAGAACCUAUUGUCAUAAAAAUGAGAUCUAAUUUAACAUUAUUUUCAAAAAUUUAGUGAAUAAUAAUCAUCUCAAAUGUAGGUAUGGAGUUCCAAUCAAUCAAUUAAGUAGUAAAAUAAUGUUAAAGUACACAAAUAUAUAAGAAGGUAUAUUCGAUGAGGAUGUAUAUUUCAUAAUUUAUAGAGACAUUUUCAGUGGUUUAUAAUGUAUGAUGGAGUAGAAAUUCAAUUUUAUUAAUCUUCACAAUUUUGAUUGA